UACUGAGCAGCACAUUCAACGCUCGCUGGCUACGCGCGUGUGCUGCACCAGCCAGAGCGCGCGGACGCAGCCAGCCACAGCAGCGCGCGGACGCAGCAGCGAACCGGCGCACGCACGUGCACAGCGAUCACGCGCGCCGUCUCACCAGCGAGCAGCCAUGAGCGGCCGGCUUAACCUCAUCUGUGCGUUUGUCUUGGUCGCCCUGCUCGAGUCAGCCUACGGAGGAGUCAUGCGGAAAAGGAGAGACACCUUCCAGCACGGUCUCCAGAUGUCGUCGUCAUCGCACUCGUCGCCGUCGCGAUCGUCGUCGUCGUCGUCAUCGUCGUCAGCAGCGACGUCAAUCUUCUCAUCGAUAAUGGAGGGCAGAAGGCCGCAGGCGGCGGCCGCGGCGAGAGACGCAAGCGCGUCGCACCACGCACGGCGCCACCAGCACAGGCCGCGGUGCCGCGAUCACCCGCACCAGGGAUUCUACCCGCAGCACCAGCACCGGCACCAGCAGCAGCACCAGAAGCACAGGUGCAACCACAGGACGCCGCAGCAAACCUUGCACUCUUGGAAUCGCCCGUCUCUCAACGGCCGGGGACCCAUUUAAGCGGCGGCGCCGGCUGCUCCACACCCACACGGCAGCGGGGAUUUCGUGACGAGCGGACGGGAGGCAGCAGACACGCGGAGCGCAAGGUCCUGGCGACGCGCGUGCGAUGAAGCGUGACAAAAACAACAACAACAAAAGAAGAAAAAUCAAACCACCAACAACCGUCAACGGGGGCAAUAAAAACCAAACACUUAUAGAAAAAAAAAUAAACUAAAAAAACGGCAGGCACCAGAGAGAAUUUUUGUGUGGCUGCACAUCAACUCGCAGACGCCACGAUGCUUGCCGACUGUGGAUCGCUCCUCUCUCUACGGCGAGCCAGCGAGCGAAGUAGUGAGCGAGGAACUGAGCGAGCGAGUGAGCUGGCGGGUGUGCUGAAGGAUUCUGCGCGCUGCGGUUUGGAGGAGAGCACCGUCAAGUGCCGUGGGGGCUCUCUCCCAGCCCGCGAGUGUUCUGGGCAGAACGUCAAUGCGUCCCUGCGGACGCCAAAUGAACCACCCCCCCCAACCACACCGCGUUUGCCGACCCCCUCCUUCGCCCCGCUACUCAAGCUCCUCCAACUCUCCCAGCUUCUUCCGCCAGCGGGACCGCUCGAGUUAAAACCCCGCGCGCAUUUCUCAAGCAUGUGUCGAACAUUUUUCGAACAUUUUUCAAAACUGUAAACCACCAUCUCCUGUACCGCCCCAGCCGCCUGCCUCACAAAGCCUCCACCACCCCACCACCCCACCCUCCUUCCCCCCCCUCCCCCCACGGUCUCUUAAUUGAGAACAAAUUAAACUGGAACACAGCGUCCUGCUGCCGGGCUUCUGUGGGGAGCGUAGGUGAAUAGCUGUCACAAAGGGACCCUGGUGUGAGAUGCUGGGGCGUGAACGUCGUCGAACGAAUGCGGUGUGUGUGUGGAGAGGCACCGCGGUCGGUGUGGCUUUGGGGGUUGGAGGGUCACGGCAGCGCUCUAGUUUUGCAAGUGUCCAGUGGGACUGGCACCGUCUCUCGCCACCGUUGCUUUAGUGUUUAUAGACGAAUGUUGUAACCUCUCCUCUCACGUGUUCUUUUUUUUUGCUGCUGCUGGUCAAGUAUGAAGUGCUGCCUGUCUAUGGGCUGCUACGUAAAAAAUAUAUAUAUAAAUUAAUAUUAUUAUUUUUAUUAUCUUUUUUUGGUUUUUUUCUUUCACUUUUUUUAUAGAUUUAAGAUGGCAUUUUUACCAGGUAUGAAGCAACAGUAUUUAACUUUGUCAUUUGUUUCGUUCAGUUUCUCUCAUUUGUUCCUGCAUUAAAAUGUUGUUAUACGGACAUUUUUUUAACGAAAAAUGUUUGUUAAAAUGUUUCUCAUUUGAAUGCUCACUGUAAAUAAAACUUUGGAUAAUAGACCCAACUGAUGACUUCAA
This is a messenger RNA of Lethenteron reissneri (Far Eastern brook lamprey), 1973 nucleotides long. RefSeq names its product polyadenylate-binding protein 1-B-like. The record is from RefSeq and is a predicted model, not a curated record. NCBI's taxonomy places the organism in Eukaryota, Metazoa, Chordata, Hyperoartia, Petromyzontiformes, Petromyzontidae.